Rodentolepis nana is the source of this 873-nucleotide messenger RNA. The record is from the annotation of a GenBank genome assembly. Lineage: Eukaryota; Metazoa; Platyhelminthes; Cestoda; Cyclophyllidea; Hymenolepididae.
AUGUCUGCUGCAACAAGUUCGAUAUCGGCUCAGCCAGUGGAUACCUCAAAUACUCUCUCUAUGCCUCCGCUCUCCAUGUGGCCUCACCCGAUGUUCGGCAGCAAUAGCCAUCGCAGCCUCCGCCUCAUUAAUGCCCACCUCUUUGGAGCCGGUCGGAAGGAUUUCUUGAUCCUGGAUGCAUGCAGAACUGGCAUUGCCUUAUUGUUAGUUGCCAGGAUUUCUCAUAUCUGGAGGGACGAGGUCAAAUUUUAUGAUUGUCUUAAUGUUCUUCCUUCUCUUCUUAAGAAUGGUCUGCCAUUGUCGGUGCGGCCUCAGCAGACUUCUUCGUCUGGAUGUGAUGAAGAGGGCACAUCGGCUUCAGCAGCAGCAGCAUCACCUGAUGGGACGAAAUCAGGUGUUGCUGCUGCCUCGACGACGACGACGACGACAACAUCAGAGGAGACGGUUGCUGAAACUGGAGUGAAGGGAUCCGCCGCUGUACUCCAAGGGGGAGGAGAGACCUCGACUCCUCGAGGUGGAAGUUCGGGAGCUGCAGAGAAGAGAGCUGCUGCCGGUGACACUCCUGCCGGGGCUCCACCACCUGCCAAGAGGGCCUGGCGAGAUCAGCCCCAUGUGGGCAAGUACAAACUCAUUCGUACCCUUGGAUCGGGCAAUUUCGCCAAGGUCAAAUUGGCGCAGCACAUCACCACAAAAAAGGAGGUCGCUGUGAAAGUGAUCGACAAGGGCAAACUCAAUCAUGCUAGUCUUAGUAAACUCUUCCGCGAGGUCAAUGUCAUGAAACAGCUCAAUCAUCCCAAUAUAGGUGAGUGCCGUUCUUUCCUUUCUGUAGUUCUCUUAAAGGUGUUCGCCAAGCUUAUUGGUCAAAAAAAUUGA